Molecule: messenger RNA, 2349 nt
Organism: Phycodurus eques (leafy seadragon)
Lineage: Eukaryota; Metazoa; Chordata; Actinopteri; Syngnathiformes; Syngnathidae
Exons: 5
Coding region: 604-1308 (234 amino acids)
Source: RefSeq, a predicted model, not a curated record
GCCGAACUUCCCGUGCCGCUUCCGUCGCCUCCGGUGCGACCGAGUGAUCCUCGAAAGUCGUUCUUGUUCUUCUAGAACUUCCCAUUUGCCAGUCAGAAGGAACGGGAAAUUACAUCGGCACUCUAGGGGAAAAGGUGGAAGGUUUGCAGUACGAGUGCUGUUUUGGAUCCGAUUUCUUUUUUCUUUUUUUUUGCACCAUGCGCGUUAGCCUGCUUCAAUUCAUCACGAUUCAUCGUGUCUGUAUUACGCAAGACUGGAAUAUUUUAGAAGUGUCUAAACGCGUGUUUCUCUGUGGGUUGGUGCACUUACUGGCUGAGGUACACCUGCACAAAAUAGUGAGCGGAUCCCCCCCAAAAAAAAAACACUUUUUUUUUUGACACUGUCACAGUUUAAGAAUGAUUAUUAUUGUGGUUGCGGUUUUCAGGGAUGUACAAACUGCGCUGUAGACAACUGAGAGGUUUCUGUAUUGGGCUAAUAGCACCAUAAAACAUAUAUAUAUUUUUUUUUUAUUUUUUAUUUUUUUUAAAUCACUAUAACCACAUUGUUAAAUGCAUACAAGUCUCUACAACACAGACAAUAAAAACUGCCUAAUAGUCUUGUAAGAUGUUUACAACUGGGCAUUAUCCAUGUAAAUACAGACUUGUCGCAUGCCUUCUGUAUCACCACCGUAUAGCUGUGAUUGUUUCACAAGUGUCAUUGGGUGUUAAGUGUGCUAAACAUCUGCCUCACAGCUCUGAGGACGCGGGUUCAAAUCCGGCUGAGUUUCCAUGUUCUCCUCGUGCUCGUGUGGAUUUUCUCCAGCAUCUUCUGCACAUCAUUCUCCUGCUUCUUCAGCUUCUACCUCUGGCCUCGAGCUGCAGCAGCCGACGGUCUCUCGCAGAACUCGGACAUGAUUACAGCCCGGUCGUGGAAACGGAUCUCAACAACGCAAAAGGAAGAAUCGCUACCCUGCUGCGAAACACGUCUUGUACUGAGGACACACAAAGUGUGCGAAGCUGUACGACAAGAAACAACACAGAUUUUGUCAGCACAUUACACAAUUUAACCUGCCAAAUGAAGACUAUAAAACCUUCCCUCACAAAGCAACUGGUCAGCUCGGUCCUCGACUCAAUAGAAUGCUUUUGCUCGGUGAAAUCGAGUGAAGAACACAAAGCCAAGUCAAAGAGGACGACAGCAAUGACACCAAAUCACAAGCAGCAGAGAAAAAUCAGCAGGGAGACCCAAAAACUUUGCAAAGUUAAUGCAAUCUUAUCUAGCAUGACCAAGUGCUAUGAGAUCCUGAAUUCACUGUUAGGGGACACCCGAUAGCAGCACACCGCUUGGGUUAUUUUAACACCAGCAAAUUCUUUCGUACUCCAUGAUUGGGUUACAAAAGAGGAAGCUCCCACUUCAUUUAAGCUACCCUGGCAAGUGACCUUUCUUUGGCUCGUGUAUGACAAAUGACUCUUUAGCUACGCUUUACACAGCCAACACAAUGGGAAGUGCAAAGGCCAAGUGAUUGAGUUUAUGAUUCAAAACGGUUCCGUUUUGAACACCCGCGAACUUGCUCUGCAAAGUGUGACUAUACAUUCCCAUAUACUGAAGUGCACAGUAAAAAGAAGUGUAACAGUGACAUAAGGGCAACUACUAUUCAAGCUUAUUUUAGGGUUUACACUCAUCUAUCACUGCUCGAGAAGUGAAAAUAAAUGUGCUCGUGCCGCUUUAUUUUCAAUUUAAAUCCACACAACCAGCCCUGGUUUGUAAUCAGAUGGAUUGGCACCCAUUUUACAUUAGAAAAAUCUCCCACCAAACAAAAAUGUACUCCCAAAUUGACUUACUCAGUGUGAAAUUUGGUGCUAUUUAAUCUCACACAAAACUGCUAUGCUUGCAAUAAACUAUGACUUAAUCUAUUAUAUGAAUCACAACAGGUAGAUACACGUGUAUUGUACCGUCUCCCAUUUAAUGGAAGAGUUUAAUUUCUGGAAGAGCAUUUAAUUGCUCUGCCUGUCAUGACACUUCACUUGCAUGGAUAGAUAAAGCUAUAUUUGCAAUUACACAUGAAGUGAAAUUGGAUAAUUCUCUGCAGCAUCCCUGAUGAUCUCUCACUGCAUACUAGUGCCACGGGCACCCUGGUCAUAAAUCUGGAUGAGAUGACACAGCAGAUCACUCGCUGUGUAUGACUGAUGUGUUAAAAGCCAAUGUUGCAAUAGAUGGCUGAGUUCAAACACACACACCUAAAUCUGUUCAAGGUCAGCACCAAGAAGUUCUCAUUGUUCAAUUGCCACAUACUGUAUGUUGCGAGAGCUAAACUUGACAUUUGUUGGUUUAUGUACAAGACACCCAUAUUAGCAUUUGACGUAUAUAACCCAU